This is a messenger RNA of Paramecium sonneborni, 1605 nucleotides long. Lineage: Eukaryota; Ciliophora; Oligohymenophorea; Peniculida; Parameciidae. The record is from the annotation of a GenBank genome assembly.
AUGAAUAAAUGUCUUUAAUGCAAAAGAGGCGAAAUUGCUUAUUGGUGCAUGGAAAGAUAAAGUAAGAAACUAAUCUGCGAGGGAUGUUCAAUAAGAAAUUAUAAUAUAGUGAAAGUUUCAAACUCAGCAGAUAUAGAAAAGCUCCUUAAGAAAAUUAAGGUUUGGACUACAAAAGCUAUUAAAAAUAUAAUGUAAUGCGCAAAAAGAAUAUUCGAAUAUUAAUAUUAAAUUGAAGACAAAUUCAAUUAAUUCAGGAAUAACUUAGUAGAAUUAUAAAAUAAGUUUUAUCCAAUUUAUUUUAAAUACCUUGAAUUUUAUCCUAAAGUAGAUUUAGCUAUUUUAAAUUUAAAUAAUAUGUUAGAAAGUUACAAUUCCAAUAAUUCUUCAUCAAUAUUAUAAACUAAAGAUGAUUAAAUUAAUCUAUGUUAUAAUUCAUUAUUAUAUUAGGUAAAAAUUUGAUUAAAUCUAAAGAAAUUAUAAAAGCUUAAUAAGAGAUUUAAAAUUUACAAACUCACGAUAAUUAUAAUUCUAAAUAUUUUCAAAGUAUUUCUAUUUCUAAUAAUUUUAAGUUGAAUGUCUUCUUCUCUAAAAAAAUUUGAAGGAAGCUUCAUAAGAGUCCUAAAUAAUUACAGAUGCUGCAUUGAAUGAAACUAUAGAUCAGAUAGAUGAAAAUUUACUUUGCAAUUUACUUAUAUAAAAAGGUUGACUUAAAAUCUAAAUUUUAGCGAAAAUCAAACAUAAAUAGGGAUUAUAUUAACAAGCCUUAGAGAUUUUAAAAAAUAUUGAAAGAGAUUCUAUUUUACCUCUUAAUUAAAAGAGAAUAGACUUGUAAAUUUGUAAACUUUUAUUUUUAAUAAAAAGCAAAAAGCUUGUUAAAAUCUGGAAAUUUUUAAAUAGGAUUUAAUUUGCUCUAACUGACAAUCCAAGAUUUAAGUCAAUUAGAGUAAGAAAGCGAAUAAAAUAAAUAUUUAAUUGACAAUUAUUCAUUUCGAUUGGCUUAUGGUAUUUCUUUAUGUUAUUUUAAUAGCUAAAGCAAAAUUAUCAUAUUCAGAGUCGUCUUUAAGUCGAAUUAGAAUUCUUCAUGAUUUAUCUUUCAGUUAAUAAUAUAAUGAAGAUAGCCCUAUAAUUGAAAAUGGAAAUUAAAAUGAAAGUGUAACAUUGGAAGAAAUACAGAAUUCUUAGUAUGAUGAAAUAAAGUAAUCAUUAAAUAUUAUUAUUAUAGAUAAUUAUAUGAAGAGAUUUUAAAAAAAGAACCUAAUAAUUAAAAAGCUCUUUAUGGAUUAAGUAUAUAUUAUUUUAAGCAAGGUUAAAUUUACAUAAAAUAAUCGAGUACAAAUGAUUCGGAUACAGCUAAAUAGAAGCUAAAAAUGGCUAAAUAAACUUUAUUUAAACUUAAUUAGUUAAAUCCUUUAUAUAAGAAAGCAGGUAGAAAAUAAAGUUAAUUUAGAAAUUGCAUUAUUAUUUUGUAAAUAAAAAAUGAAGAGUUUAGAAGAAGUAUAGAAUUCUAAUCGUUAGUGCAGAAAUGGAUGCAUCUUAGGUUGUUUACUUGGAAGUUGCUAUAGAAUUUUAAAUUAUUGGCCUAGCCCUAGAUAAAAUGUGGAAUGA